Molecule: messenger RNA, 1595 nt
Organism: Hibiscus syriacus
Lineage: Eukaryota; Viridiplantae; Streptophyta; Magnoliopsida; Malvales; Malvaceae
Product: probable serine/threonine-protein kinase PBL19
Exons: 4
Coding region: 160-1443 (427 amino acids)
Biological process (GO): protein phosphorylation
Molecular function (GO): ATP binding; protein kinase activity
Source: RefSeq, a predicted model, not a curated record
UGACUAAAUUCACUUUGAUUUCUAUACACGGUUCAAUUUUUCCUUCCGGUUUUCACCACUGGCAGUUCGUUUCCCCAACUGGGUUUUUCUUAAUUUCCUUUUUCUUUUUCAUUUUCUAUCGUCCUGGUGUGAUUCAGCAAGAAUUCACGUUUCUUGCUUAUGAAAUUCCAUGCAAUGAAGUGUUUUCACUACUUCAAGGACAAGAGUCGGAGCAAGGGACGACAAAGAUCAGCCCCCGAGUUGAAAGGACACUCCGGUGCUGAUCCGAUGAUCACAAAAUCCUCUUGCUCGGCAGCUUCUCCGCGCAGCUUACCGGAGUUGUACGAAGAGAGAGCUCAUAAUCUGAGGGUCUUUUCUUUCUCGGAGCUUAGACAAGCCACUCAUGAUUUCAAUUCGUUGCUUAAGAUCGGUGAAGGCGGGUUCGGGAGUGUUUAUAAAGGCUCAAUCAAGCCUGUUGGUGGAAAAGGUGAGCCUGCCGUGGUUGCUAUUAAAAAGCUUAACGAGAAUGGCUUGCAGGGACAUAAACAAUGGGUGACGGAAGUUCAAUUUCUCGGAAUCGUCGAGCACCCGAAUCUCGUCAAACUCAUAGGAUACUGUGCUGUCAAUGGAGAAAGAGCGAUUCAGCGUCUUCUGGUAUACGAGUUCUUGCAAAACAAGAGCUUAGAAGAUCAUCUUUUCGGUCGGGCGUUCCCGCCUCUUUCUUGGGUAACAAGAUUGCAUAUUAUACUCGGAGCAGCCGAAGGAUUAUCUUAUCUGCAUGAGGGUUUAGAAGUUCAGGUGAUAUAUAGAGAUUUCAAAGCCUCCAAUGUGUUACUGGAUGAGAAGUUUAAUCCGAAGCUGUCGGAUUUCGGGCUCGCGAGGGAGGGGCCAAUGGCUGGAGACACGCAUGUUUCGACAGCCGCUGUAGGGACUUUUGGCUAUGCUGCUCCUGAUUACAUCGAGACCGGACACCUUACGGAUAAGAGCGAUGUAUGGAGCUUUGGCGUGGUACUGUACGAGAUUCUUACGGGCAGGCGGUCGUUGGAACGAGGCCGUGCAAAACCAGAGCAGAUACUGUUGGAUUGGGUGAAGCUCUUCCCUGCAGAUGGUAAGAAGUUCAAGUCAAUAAUGGAUCCGCGACUCGAAAACCGGUUUUCGAUCAGUGCCGCUAGAGACAUUGCCAAGUUAGCAGACGAUUGUUUAUCAAAAAGCCCCAAGGGCAGGCCGAAGAUGAGCCAGGUGGUGGAGAGAUUGAAGCAGAUAAUCCGGGUUUCGAACGAAGCGACCAAUGAGGAGAUCGAGAGCCCUGAGGUAUCUGAUACUGAGUCGGAACAUAAUUCGUAUCAAUCGGGCGGUUCCGAAUCAUGGAAAAGGCGAAUGGCGCACCUUGCGAAACUCGGUGAACAUGGAGAAGCUGCAAGUAGAAGGAGAUUGAUGAUGUUGCAGAAGGCCAAAGUGGCUUAACUUCCUCAGAAAAUGAUGGCAGACUAGUCUAAUGUUAAAUAUAUCUGUUAAUCUAUAUGAAAAACAAAUAAAAAGGGGAUAGAAUCAAAAUUUAUCACAUCCGCCACAUAGAUGUAAGAAAUAUUGUAUAUAAACAUUUAUUGAGUUAAUUG